This is a messenger RNA of Aspergillus melleus, 3055 nucleotides long. RefSeq lists its product as uncharacterized. The transcript has 4 exons. NCBI's taxonomy places the organism in Eukaryota, Fungi, Ascomycota, Eurotiomycetes, Eurotiales, Aspergillaceae. The coding region runs from base 371 to 3055 and encodes 894 amino acids. The record is from RefSeq and is a predicted model, not a curated record.
GCCGCUCUACUGCACUCUAACCCGUGCAGUGCGUCUUGUCAGUAAUGCGCAUCGUCUAGUCGAGGUUCCCGUCGUCGCCAAAAUGGACAGAGAUCUUCAGAGACGGAGCGCGGUCUCCGUGCAGUCGUCUACCCCUUCGUCGCUGCGACACUGCUCAUACCCGACGCCUUCCUCCGCAAAAAGGGUCUCUCUGAGACACAGCCCAACGAAGAGUUAGUCCUGCCGCAAUCUCUCGACCCUGGCCCAAUCAAGGGAUACGGAACCGCGCAAACCCUCAAGCUAACCUGUGCCCAUCUGUCCAUCUCCAGCCAGAUCCAGACCGGAAUCUCUUCAGCCUGCCGCCGUCACUCGUGUCAAGGGAGAUAUCGCAAUGGAUUCGCGGACGAGCACAGAUAUGUCCUGCACCGAGGACUUACCUUCGAUGACCGCUUCGCCGAAGUCGACCAUUUCACACACCCCUCGAUCACGAACACCGGAGACCACCACGACCCUGGUCAACCCUUCAUCUUCCCUGCUACAGGACCUUUUGAAAGAGCAACGUGCGUCGCGAGGCUCGCGAGGGGCGAUGUCGGAAGAAUGCGACGAUCGCACACCCCGUACGCCGGAUCGUUCCGGCUCUGAUUCCCAAUCCCAAUCUCAACAAGACGAACCGGGUUCGGCGAGACAGCGCAAGAUAAACAACGCCCUUUCUUCCGGUCUCAAGCAGCCGCGGGAGAUGGGGAUGCGGGAGACAGACCAAUAUAUUUCGAAAAUCAACAAGCAAAACUUUGACUUGAAACUUGAGAUUUUCCACCGCGCCCAACAGAUUAUCGCCAUGGAGAAGAAACUUGAACGGAUGGCUGAGAUGGAGGAGGAUCUCCAGCGACUGCGACAAAUGGAGGAUGAGCUCCAGGAGCUCCGAGAUGCCGAGGAGGACAACCUCAGGCUACGAGAAUCGAAUGAACAGUUGCGACAAGAGAUCGACAAGCGGGACCAGGCAGUCACGGAGGCCGUGGAUUUGAUCUGCCAGCUGGAGUCCCGAAUAGAAGAGCUGGAAGGGGGCCAGGAUGCGUCUCGGCCUUCCACGGCUCGCGGCCCUAGUGAUGACUAUGACCUUGAGACACCCAGAAACAAGACCACUUUCGAAAUACCCGAACGAAGAUCUUCGAAACGAAGCUCUGCAUCUGGGGACUACCGGCGGGUAUCAUCCAGCUCACGAAACCUCAAGAGGCCCCCGUCAUUUCUUACCGACCGGAAAGACAGUACUGCGGCCUUGCGGAGCCUCUAUGUCCCGGUUGACGAUCAAUGUGGAAUGAGUGUGAUUACAAAGUCGGACAGCCACAAUUCUAUGAACGAGACCCCGGAUAUUGAGUCACCAAGACUCAGUGCUUUGAGCGAAUGCAGUGAACUAAACCCGUAUGCCGACGGACUGGACCAAAUCACGAUCCCCAUUCGAAAACGAGAGCCACCUUCGGAGAAGUCUGACUUGUCAAUGUCCCAGAGCAGCGAUUUAGAGGAGCGUCAAUUUGCUGAUUGGAUCCAACCCCAGCCGGACCCCUUUGCGGACAAAGUCUCAAAUAUGAAGCCGCCACUACUAAAUACUUUCCAGGAGUCGGAUAAGCUCCGUGCUGACAGCGAUGCAUUUUGGAGUACUUCUAACCAGCGGACGCCACUAGACAGCGUGUUUGGGAGCACAAGGCUCCCGCCCACCCCUGAUACUAUGAGCACGGCAUACGCAGGAGGCGGCAACGGGUCCAAUGGCAGUGCUACCGCCGACAAAGGCCAGAGUGAUCAGACUCAGUCUGUGAAACGAAGGCUUGCGCGUCCCCGUUCUGCCGGCGAAUUGACAACGAAGCAAACCUCCGAAUAUAGCAACGUUACAGAUGGUUUGAACACCAACACAAGCAAAGUUACACUGCCUCGACGCAGCCUUGACAAAGAAGAAAUACCCGCCAUAUUCCCGCUGGACAGCAUCACAUCCAGAACGGGAGCCCUUCUCAGUCAAGAAUCCAUCAUCAAGCCCAGCUUCGGUCAUUACGGGGGCAACGAGAUAUUCAACCCCCAUGGUUUGGAAAGGGUGUUCUCGAAGAUGGAUCGACAUCACUACUCACCGGCAAUGUUUGAGGCAAGGCAAAGAGGCCCCGCUGCAUCACCACCUCUGACUCCGCAGGACUGGGUGGAAGCGGCAAAGUCAGGGGGUCCUGCCAGAGAAGAUCAGACCGGCGUUCCUCCUACCGGUCCUCUCCCAGCGGGGUCACGACUAGUUGGUGCUCGAGCACCAAGCCAAUCCUCUUUCCUUGGUCGACGGCAUAGCAUCGACUCGGCCGUCCGAGACACCGAUCUUCCCACCGUUCCGACCCUCGACUUGGACUCGUUGGAGCCCGGUCCCAGGCCUGAACCUGAUCCAGAACGUUCUCGCCGGAGAAUUAGCCUUCGAUUUUUCAAUCGCUCAGGAAGCUCGCGACGUCUGCAGGACUCCCCGACAAUCGACUUUCUCGAUAAAGAUGACUGUGCACCUGCCCCCGUGGUCCGGAAAACCAGGCAAAUAGCGAAUUCCAGGGCGAUACAAGCGAGCCAAAGCAACGAAGACCCAUCAACAACAGGUAAUGGGAACCUUGGCGUGUCUGCGCCAACCUACGCAGAUACCACGGGCGAAGAGGUCACCCACAGGACUCUUCCUCAUUCUUUGACCGAACGCAACCUCACCUCGACCGGCACGGCGACCAAGAACUCGCACUCUCACGUCAAGGAUCACAAGAGGAGAAGCUCUCUGGGAAUACUCGGCUGGGUCAAAGGAGCCAGUGGGCUCGCAUCUCUCGGGAAGAAAGCCGACCCUGUGGAUUCCACACCGGCAACAUCCCAGCCUAGUAAGAGUCGAGUAUCCUCUCGACUCGGUCAAGAAGGUCCGGGUCCGGCCUCGACGAUCCCCGAGGCAAUUAAAGAUCCGAAUAAUCUCGCGGCCAUGAAUAUCGUUGUCGAAGACUUUGCAUAUAACCCCAAACGCAUGUCCCGAGCGGAGGAAGAAGAAACGGGACGGCGGCCACGAUAUAUGGAACGACGUUCACGGCGAGCCUGA